Molecule: messenger RNA, 4691 nt
Organism: Drosophila hydei
Lineage: Eukaryota; Metazoa; Arthropoda; Insecta; Diptera; Drosophilidae
Product: protein stum-like
Exons: 7
Coding region: 312-4691 (1459 amino acids)
Source: RefSeq, a predicted model, not a curated record
CGAACGGCAAGUGCAUCGGAUCGAUGCGAAAAGCGCGUUGUGCUGACUCCUUAAUUCGAUUUGAAUAAUUUCGGCCUAUGGAGCUUCGCGUGUUUGGUGCACUGACAUUGCAUUGCCCAUUGCCAUAGAAGGUCUUACUGACAGUCGUCUAUGGCCAUAAAAUUGGAUACGUACAGAAAUAAAGAACUAUGGCACAUCUUCCAGGCUAGAACAACUGCAGCUCACAUUGAAAUAUACGGCGUGCUUCCUGUGCCACCUUAGCGUUUACCCUCAAGGAGUUCUUGGAGAGAGAACAGCACAAAUGAUUAAUCAUGCAGCAAACAUUAUCAUAUUCAUCAUCACCUUCACCAACACUCAUCUCGACAAUAGCUCAGCCAAUCAUCAGAUCGCCCACGGACACAGACACAGCCACAGCCGCAGGCACAGCCACGACAACGGCUGCGCCUGCUAUAAUAUCUGUCGACUAUAGCUACGAUCCGAAUCGCAUAAUGUCGCCAUCGGCUCGCAGCAAUGUCAGCUAUACGGCUAAGCGGGAUCAGCGCGGGUCAGAGAUCGCCUCGGAGACGCUGUAUAUGGAAAAGAGCUCAGCGAAUAUUCAGCCGUAUAGCAGUCUGUUUGGUGAUCCUGUGCCUCCACCGCAGCCGGAAGAUUACUUUGGCACUGCAGCCUUUGAGACGAUACGUGCAGGGUCUAUCGAAAUACCCAGUUCCGAGGAGGAUACCCUUGUGGCUGCCGUUGCCCUUAACACGCUGAUGGGGCAGGAUAAUCGCCGCAGGCUCUUCUCCAAUGUGCCCUACAGCACUCUAAGAGCUCAGUCUCAAUCCAUACCGCGGCUGCAGCCACCUGAUAUACAAAUACUGCCCAAUUCGAGUGGGGGCUCCAGCUCAGAGCAGCUCGAUUCACCGAAUUUUCUGCUUCUUACACCGCAGGACAUAGUCAAUAAGCCAGAUGUAUACGAAUGUGAGUACGAACAGGCCACUCAGGCUACGGAACGUACGUUUGAGGAGCAGGAAGCAGCACAGACUGGAAAUAGGACUAUAUCGGACUUAGAUUGGUAUCGCCCGACGGCGCAACAUUUCGCAGAAUUUAGCCGCAUACCCAAGCUGCGACCCAGUUCCAAGAUGGUGAUGUCCAUGAAGCACGAGGAUAUGCCGCUAUCUCCGCUUGCCACUAUGCUACAAGAUUCAAACGGUUCGACCAGCAGUGGCGAAGAUCAUUUGCUGAACAAUGAAUUGCAGCAGUUACCAGCCCGAAGCACGACACCCACGAUGGACAGAAAUCUCAUACUCUCGCCAAAGCAGUUUCUGCAGCAACAGCAACGGGAGCUACUGCUCAAUGAGCGGCAGCUGCUUGAGAGCAUGCGGGCUUAUGGCUUGGAGAAACCCCAAACAGCCAGUCUGCAGCAAAGUCAGUUACCAGAGUCGAGCACUGAUAUGGAGGAGCAGACGCAAUCACAGAUUUUGUCGCCCGUCGUCAUGAAGGAGUCGAUCGCAACGGGCGGUGAAUAUCGUGUUGGAGACACACGGCUGCACAAGAAGUCUGCCUUCACCAUACUCUCGGUGCGUUCACCCAAAUCCUCGUUGGGUCACAGUCCAAGUGCCACGCCUGUGACUCAGCGGCAGCCCGCAAUCAACAGACAUCCCUCGUUACAGUCAACCACUACCUCGUCGAAUGCAGCUCAGCCACAGCAACAGUUGAGGCCGCGUCGCAAGUCGCUGACUGCAUCACGCUUACCGCAAUUGCCGCCCAGCAGCCAGCCAGUUAAUGAUGAUUCGCCACGGCCCUCAGUCCAGUUCAAUAUGACCGGACGCUACAGUCCAAGCAAACUGGCCAUGCCCACAAAGGGUAUACUACAGCAGAGAGAUUCGCUGACUUCAUCGGUGGAUACAUAUACGCCGCGCUUUCAGCGACGUGAUUCCAUGGGUAUGGCCUCAUCUCCAUUUGGUCAGCGCAUCAAAAGUCUAGAAUCGCUGCCUCUCAUCACGCAACCCUAUCGCAGCGCCAUACCUCGUUUGCAUAGCUCCUCCAUGGAACUGGAUAAGGAGGCAAACCGUUUCCGUAGAUCCUCGAUGGAACUGGAUAAGGAGACAACAAUAAUACCACCGGGCACAUUGCCGCGUCCUUUAAAGCCAAACCCGAAUCCUACACGUAAGCAGCGUGGAUUGCUUGGAGUUAUCAACAAACAGGCUGAUGACGACUCCCCCAGCCAGCCAAGCCGUUCGAAUUGGCUGAGUCUGGAUGAUCUAACAAUGGGUGCACAAUUGGCCAAGUCCACGUUUGAACCAAUGCGCAUCCAGGCCAGGCGACGCUCUAGCUCUACUUCACCGGAGCGUCGCAGCUCCACGCAAACAGCUUCGGAUCGCCGCAGCUCGAAUCUGAGCAGCAUCACAACCUCCGAUUUUAGUUUCCGCCGACCCUCGACACUCGCAACACUGCCAGCAACAACGAAAACAGGAAUGCAACGUCGCAAAUCCAUUUAUCAUCCGGCAAGCAAGCUGAAGAGUCCCCGACGCCAUCCACUGCCCGGCAAGGAUUCGAAGCGCGCCAAGAUAGUUAAGCCAAGCACUCUGUCACCUAUAAUUGGUACACCAAACAAGGAUAGCGGCAAGGAGAGUCCACUGCAUGGCGAUGCCUAUGAAGCCGCUCACAGAGAUACACCUUCCGACUUGUCGAUGCGUCGGGACUCUAUGUCCCGCAUACCUGUACGCAGUCGGCAGGAUUCCUAUCCAAAUAGUCGCUCCAAUUCGCCACUUAAGGACUUUGCCAAUUUGUCCAGCUUGUCCGGUAGGAAUUCACGGGCCAGCAAUAGCCGUUCCCCAUCGCUGACCACGAUACGCAGUAGCUUUGACAACCAGGCUCUGCUCGAAGGCAGACUGACGCCCACACGCUUUAAUAGCAGUCGCCCCGUCUCUAGAGGCCCGCCCUCUAGACCUAGCUCACGCUUAGCUCAAGCGAAGGAUAACUCACAAGCCAACUCCAGGGCUAACUCGAGAGCCGAGUCCCGGGCAAACUCUCGAGCAGAGUCACGAGCCAAUUCACGGGCAGAUUCACGGGCGAAUUCUCGAGCAGAUUCACGAGCCAACUCGCGGGCAGAUUCGGUGGCUAACUCUCGAGCUAACUCUCGUUUGAGCGUGCGUUCAUCAAUACGUUCCUCGAGCAUUUCACCCUCAACAGCAUCGCGUAAUGGCCGUCAAACUAAAACUACGCCCAAUCGCAGAAAAACUGUUUCCACAAGUCCUAAAGGUCUGCCGCCUAAAGGCAUGUUUGGACGCAGAAUGUCACUGAGUCCUGCGGUCAAGCAGGGUAAGCCGACGCCAAGACACGAGCGCAACGAAGCUCCUCUCAGUAGUCAACGUAGAAGUUCUCGUUCCCUUAUACCAACAAGUACAAGUGUGCGCAGAGCUGCCUCCAAGUCCAGUUCUCCGGCCAAGAAAAAGCCGGAAAAGCCCUCUGAGAAAACUGCAACGCCCAAGAGCAAAAGGCCUACACAAAUACUGUUUAAAGCCAGCCCCAAGGAGAAAUCCAGUAAAGCAGAAAGUGCCAAAAAGAAGAACACAGCAAUAACCAAACCCGAACUGAAUCUGAAGCGAAACGGAAGUAAGAUCUUAGCGAAAACUAUUUCUAAAAGCAACCAAGCAUACAAGCCAAAUAAAACUCCAGCAAAGCAACAAAAGCCGGAAGCUGUGCAAAAGAAUUCUAAAACAGAUAAGACAGCAAGCAAAACUAAUGGAGCUAGUGGUUUACUCAAGCCUCAGGUGCGCGCUGCAACCCAGCAGAACAACAAUAAGAAACCAAACGAAAGUCCAGCCACAAAAAGCAUGCAAAGGGAAUCCCCGGAGAAGUCGGACACGACUGCUGCUGCUGCUGCUGCCGCUGCUGCUGCUGCUACUGAAACUACGGCGGACAGCAUAAAACCCUUGGCCAUGCAUGUGGGCAAUGCGGUGAAUGCAGCUGCAGAAGCUUUGCCCGCAGUUCGUAACGAGGUGAAUGCAACUCCAGCCAAGCCGGGAGCUGUUAAGCGACAACCUUCCAAUAUGUCCAAUUUGGUACGCAUGAGCUCGCGUCUCAGCUUGUUAAGCAACAAGAAGCGAGUCGAUUCCGCACAGAAUAGCAAAGUGGCCACGGUCCCAGAACUCGCUCUAGAAGCUGAAGUAGCCAAUGGGCAGUCUACACCACAGUCGGGCGACAGCUUAGACCCCACUGCAACAAGUGCUGAUGCUAUGGACGGCACCACCGAGGCACAGAAAACGGUUAAUGAACAUUUAAUUGACCAGAAAAGCCAUGAAAGUGAAUCAGGGCUUGCCCCACUUACUGCUGCCUCUCCCACACCCAGUGGAGUCACAAUGCUGGCCAAGACCCAUGAUGUCGCCCCCCGUCUGGACACAGCCGAUGGAAGCAAUGCGCAGCGCAGCUCCCCCGCCGAGUUACAAAAGUCCCCCCUGCCACCCACACAGCCCAUUGAGGCGUCGAUAUCUGUGCUGAAUGCGAUCGAGGCAGAUGCAGCCAGCGCUCAGCUUAGCGCUGUGCCAGAGGCUGACAGCGAACGGGCCAAUUUACAAGAGGAUCAUGCUACGAACUUAGAGCAUCCAAUAACGACAGCUGGACUCGGUGAUGAUUUUCCAGUAGACGACAAACGACUCUCACCCGAUGGUCAGGGCUCGACUGUCGGCAGCGGAGGAAUUGCCAAGUAA